AUCGCCGAACCGUGAGAUCCAAUCCAACGGCGACCGCCAACAUCUUCCCCCCAGCACUCCAUCGCCCGCCGCCCGCAGACCUCCCUCCUCCGGCGACCGGCCGCCCCUCGCUGCCAGAUCGGCGCCCCCCACGCCAUCCCCGCCUGCCCCCCCGGCAGAUCUACUACGCGGGCGCUGCCCCACCCCACCCGGCCGACGCCGGUCAUCCCUAGCCACGAUACAUAAUAGAUCAGUCUCUUGUUGGGAAGUGCGAUUAUUUUAUUUCCAAUAGAUAGUUUGCUUUUGAGAAAUGGAAUCAUUUUAUCGUCAAUAAGAAUUCUGCUUCUGGGAGCUGGUGAAGAUGACUUGUGCAUAGAUCGAGCUUCAGUCUGAUGGAUUCUGACGACAAGAAGUUUGGCAAAGGACCUAGGGAGCUCACUGGUGCUGUUGAUUUAAUAAGUCAGUACAAAUUGCAGCCGCACCAUGAUUUCUUUUGCAAGAGGCCUUUGCCACUUGCAAUCUCAGAUACACAUUACCUUCACAAUGUUGUGGGGGACACUGAAAUUCGGAAAGGAGAAGGAAUGAAGCUAGAUCAACUCGUUCAGAAUGCAUACUUAAGGGAUAAGCCUGCUUAUAUUAAGUCCUUUGAUAUGGAAACACUGGGGCAAGCAUUUCAGCUUCGAGAAACUGCUCCAGUAGAUUUACCCUCUGCUGAAAAAGGUAUACCUACUAUUUCGGGCAAACCGAAAAGUGAGUCCAAGGACAAAGAGAAAAAACACAAAAAGCACAAAGACAAAGAUAAAGACAGGGAGCAUAAGAAGCACAAACAUCGACAUAAGGAUCGGUCUAAAGACAAAGACAAGGACAAGGAUAAGAAAAAGGAUAAGCAUCAUGAGAAGAAGAGGAAGCAUGAGGGGACGGAGGAUUCGGCAGACGUGCAUAAGCACAAAAAAAGCAAGCAUAAGAGUUCCAAAACCGAUGAGAUGGGUAAUGGACUUAGUUAGCUACAGUUUUCUUCUUACUUCUAUUGUCAAUCAAUGUCAUAUUCUGUUAGAAGGAGGCUCAAAAGGUUUCUGUCACCAGACCUGCUACAGAUCAAUUGGUACGUGCUUCUUGAACAAAUAUUUGUUGUUGGGUAGAUGCAUAUAUUGAUUAUUUUGUAUUGCUUUUCUUAAUUCUUUGUCUUUUGGUGAAACAUGAAUUGAAAUGUUUCAGAUUUAAGCUGCAUAGUGAGCUUCUGUUUUUAAGUCAACCUAAGAGUUUUAUUUUGUUGUUUGGAGCCUAAAUGAUGAAUAUUUUAACCUUUGGUGAAUUAUUUAUUAGUCAUUCAAGAGAAUAGGAUCUGCCUUUUGCCCGCCUUUGUAAAUAUUAGUCUCAUUUGAUUUUAUCUGCAUCUGUACAGUAUGUGAUGUUAGGGACGAUUGCACUGACAUUCCUUUAUGUCCACUGUCAGUUUUGGACCUGGGCCAAUUUCAUUUCUUAAGUCUCACUUAACUUGAGAAGUUUACUCAGAUAUUUCCUUUGAUUGGCAUAUCUAGUGGUAUUAAUAUAUCAGUCAUGAUGGGCUUGCUGACUUUCUUUACUACUAUAUGGCAGGAUCUGGUUAGGCCUGACUUGCACCAUAAAUUCAUAAUGUAGUCACUAGUCGUAUAUUGUUUUCAGUUUACCAACACUUUGACCAUACCAUAUGGUGAUUAAUUGGAACACAAUGAACUAUUAAAAAAAUCGCUCGCAGUUUACUCGGUGAUGUUUCUUUCGAAAUCAUUGUAUGCCAUUUGCAACUCUUUAAUGGUCUGCACC
Triticum urartu is the source of this 1779-nucleotide messenger RNA. Its product is annotated as putative mediator of RNA polymerase II transcription subunit 19b. NCBI's taxonomy places the organism in Eukaryota, Viridiplantae, Streptophyta, Magnoliopsida, Poales, Poaceae. Gene Ontology annotation, molecular function: transcription factor binding; transcription coregulator activity. Gene Ontology annotation, cellular component: mediator complex. The record is from RefSeq and is a predicted model, not a curated record. Gene Ontology annotation, biological process: positive regulation of transcription by RNA polymerase II.